This is a messenger RNA of Protopolystoma xenopodis, 312 nucleotides long. NCBI's taxonomy places the organism in Eukaryota, Metazoa, Platyhelminthes, Monogenea, Polystomatidea, Polystomatidae. The record is from the annotation of a GenBank genome assembly.
GAUUAUAACCAAGCGGCGCCCUCGUACUCAGUUCCUGGAACGCCGUUUCAGCUGGCCGUGCAGGCAGCGCAAGCAGAUCGUGAAGAGACACUAAGUGACUUUGUGAAACGUUGCCGUGGCAUCCUCGAGGAGGGCCUCAAGUGGGCACCCAGUUUGGUGCGCGCUCAUCUUGCUGAUUACCUUCUUCAGCUGGCUCGUUCGUCCGAUGGCCUUCGUCAGCACACUGGCCUUGCACUAGCCACGGAAGCUGUUCUCGCCUAUGCUGGAUAUACGCAUUCUGCUGGGGCACUUGGGGUCAACAUCUGCCCUUGA